AUGUUCUCCAUUCGCAGUCUUAUCCUCUCCUUGUUCCUGUUGGCACGCCACUCCGGUUUCUGGUCGGUUCUCGCCUCCGUACUCGUCUGCCCCGGCUUCAUCGCCACUCGUCUCGCGGGUCUUCGCUGCUACCUCCUCCACUUCCUGGGAUGGACUCUCGUCGCGCUGAGGUGGGACUUCAACCUCAUAAACUGCCGGUUUGACUCCAACGGAUACCAAGUUUGUUGUCCCUGCGAUGAGCGUCCUCGUCGAUUCAUGUAUCGCUCCACGUCGAUACAUUCUUGGCGCAACUCGUCCACCUUCACGGUCUCGGAGAGGCUUCUGGAAACGAGAAGCUAGCCGCACCAUGUGGUGGAUGUAAUCAUCUACGCCUUUGCU
Molecule: messenger RNA, 378 nt
Organism: Drosophila sulfurigaster albostrigata
Lineage: Eukaryota; Metazoa; Arthropoda; Insecta; Diptera; Drosophilidae
Exons: 3
Coding region: 1-339 (112 amino acids)
Source: RefSeq, a predicted model, not a curated record